Molecule: messenger RNA, 799 nt
Organism: Saprolegnia diclina VS20
Lineage: Eukaryota; Oomycota; Saprolegniomycetes; Saprolegniales; Saprolegniaceae
Exons: 1
Coding region: 19-744 (241 amino acids)
Biological process (GO): negative regulation of glycolytic process; negative regulation of programmed cell death; fructose 1,6-bisphosphate metabolic process
Cellular component (GO): cytosol
Molecular function (GO): fructose-2,6-bisphosphate 2-phosphatase activity
Source: RefSeq, a predicted model, not a curated record
GGCUUGGUGAACAUCAGCAUGCAGCAGCAGGUCAUUUCGACUUUUGCCGGCCCACGCACACGCCAGCUCAUCAUGCGCACCCUGAGUCAAUGCCUCCCGCCUCUCCAAGAGGGCUGCACCCGCAUCUACCUCUGCCGCCACGGCGAGACCGACUACAACGUCGCCGGUAUCCUCCAAGGCCGCGGUGUCAACAUGCGCCUCAACAAGAACGGGCACAAGCAGGCGCAGCAGCUCGCGCGGUCCUUCAAGGACAUUCCGUUGGACGCCGUGUACAGCAGUGCCCUCGCCCGCGCCAAGGAGACCGCCGCCUGCAUCCAGCACGCCCACCCGACGACCAAGACGGGCGCAUUCGUCGACCUCGAAGAGAUGAGCUUUGGCACGCUCGAGGGCACACCCCGUACGCAAAACGCAGUCUUCCUCCAGGAGAUCUACGCCAAGUGGCGCCGUGGUAUCCUCGACGCCAACGCGCGCUUCCCAUCGGGCGAGUGCCCGCUCGACGUCAAGAAGCGCGGUGUUGCCAUGCUGCACGAGCUCGCGGCCGGCAGCGACGACGAUCACAUUGCGUUCGUGUGCCAUGGCCGCUUCAACAAGAUCAUUCUCGCCGAGCUCUUGAGCAUCCCAGUCGAGAACCCACCGAUUCCGCAGGACAAUACAUGUGUCAACGUGCUCGACUACAACCGUGUGAAGGGAACGUACACGGCGGUCGUGAUCAACCACACGACGCACCUCGUCGACCGCCCGUAAAGCCAUCUCUGUACCCUAAUAUUAUAUCAAUGUAAGUUAACAUCUCGUGUACCCA